AAUAAGUUAUUGUUAUUUGACUUGAAUUGAUAGCAAACGGAAUCCUAUAAGAACUUUAUGAGAGAAUUGGCGAAACUGUUUAACGCUCAGUCCAUACAAGCGAAUCAAUUCGCAGAGAAUAUGUUUAAUUACGAGAAACGUAUCGCAGAAAUAACACCAGAUCUGGAAGAAUAUGAAGAGCCCAACGAUUAUUUGAAAAAACGCUACUCUAUUCGGGAACUCAUGUCAAUCGCUCCGUCCAUAAAAUGGCUUAAUUUACUGCAAAAUUAUUUCCCAAAUUCGCAGCUAAACGAAGGCACCAGAGUUUUAGUGGCUUUUGAACCCUAUUUGCGGAACAUAUCAAACAUCAUCUCAACUACAGAUAACGGGGCCGUCAAUGACUAUCUGAUGUGGCGCUUCACCUCCACAUACGCCCCAUAUCUGUCCAAAGCCUUUCGGCUCAUUCACAACGAGUUUCACCAAUCGAUGAAUGGUCUCGAGUCUAACAAACUUCGUAUGGCUGAAGAGCGCUGGGAGUUCUGCCUUAGAAUUACAUCCAAAUUCUUGGGUCAAGCGUUGGGCUCAAUGUUCGUCAAGAAUAAGUUGAGCGCCCGAUUAGAUCAGUCAAACGCCGCUAAAAGUCAUGUCAUUAAUUACAUUAAGAGCUCUGUCUUAGAAAAGAUGAAUUCAUUUGUGUGGGCGCGCAGUGAUGAGGCCCGGGAACUGAUCAAGAUGAAAGUCCGUCAGUUAGAGAUACUUAUAAGUCAACCCAAUUUUAUUCUCAAAAAUGAUAUCGAGAAGUAUUACAACGAAUUCAUUGUUCAAAACAGUUUCUAUCAAAAUAUAUUGAAUGGCAUUCAUUUCAAUAACCGCAAGAAUGAUAUACUAUUAAAGUCGCGAAAUUCUGUGUCGGACUAUAGCUGGAAGUUAUUGCCUCAAGACGUGGACAUAACGUACGAAUACGCGGGCAAUAAGUUGACACUAGCGGCAGGUUUUCUUCAGUUCCCAUUAUAUGAUAAAAACCUUCCGAUUGCUAUGCAGUUCGGGUCUCUGGGCUUUCAUGUAUCGGCACAACUGUUGCGCGCCUUUGAUUUGACGGGUUUGCAGUACGGCUCGGAUUUCCGGCUCACAUCCGAUCGUAAAUGGAUUACAGAAGAGAGACAACUAGAUUUCGAUACCAGACUUGAGUGUCUGUCCAAAGAUUUACAAUUUAUAUCAGAGAAGACUCAAUGGAUGUACCCCAAUCUGACACUAUCGCAAACUUACAUAGAUGUGGGCGCUUUGGACUUUGCUUUUGACGCCUAUAAAAACUUUGUGUCAGAAAAGGGCGAAGAGGCACAACUGUCCGGUCUUAACCUUAAUAAUGAACAGUUGUUUGCACAGGUAUUUGGUUGCAAAGAGUCAGCGCCUAUGAUAGCCGAACAGACCUGUCAUUUGUGGGCUUAA
Molecule: messenger RNA, 1425 nt
Organism: Medioppia subpectinata
Lineage: Eukaryota; Metazoa; Arthropoda; Arachnida; Sarcoptiformes; Oppiidae
Source: the annotation of a GenBank genome assembly